GGUGCCGAGGCGAGGCGCAGCUUCGCAAUUACCGCGGAAAGGAGAGGGGAAAAAAUGAUUAAUCUGGCAAAGGCGAAUUUGUGUUCGGGAUGAGACCGCUCUGACAUCCAUCGGACCAUAACGAAAGCCACAGGCGGACAAAAUUAAUGCACAGGACAUUGAAAUAAAGCCGAUGCCCCACCUUUGCAGGUGGUGCUUGUAUAAUCGCGCAGGGUCUUGUCACUUGUCUUUGCUGCCUGAUCUGCGCGUCGUUUCAGCACUGGACAGCGACCGGGACCAUCGGACACUGAAUACACACAGGCAAUCUUGAGGCGGGUCGGUCCGACCCUUGCUUGGCUCGGGGCAAUGUGCGGCUAGAUGACUUCACUACAUCAACAAGCACCGCGGUAUCCUGGACUAAUAUAGCAGCGCCACAUCCCCCCCUCACCCCCUUCUCUCCGUUCGCUGAUCCCGAGUUCCUCCGUCUAAAGGCACCAUGGGAAACCGUGGCAUGGAGGACCUGAUCCCGCUGGUCAACCGGCUGCAGGACGCCUUCAGCUCCAUCGGCCAGGCCUGCAACCUGGACCUGCCGCAAAUCGCGGUGGUCGGUGGCCAGAGCGCAGGGAAAAGCUCCGUACUAGAGAACUUUGUGGGCAGGGACUUCUUGCCCCGUGGAUCUGGUAUUGUCACCCGCAGGCCCCUGGUUCUGCAGCUUAUCAGUGCCAAUGCAGAAUGGGCUGAAUUCCUACACUGCAAAGGGAAGAAGUUCACAGAAUUUGAUGAGGUCCGUCAGGAGAUCGAGGCAGAGACCGACCGUGUCACGGGGGCCAACAAAGGCAUAUCUCCUGUCCCCAUCAACCUGCGGGUUUACUCCCCUCACGUGUUGAACCUGACUCUCAUCGAUCUGCCGGGGAUCACCAAGGUGCCGGUUGGUGACCAGCCUGCUGACAUCGAGCAGCAGAUCAGGGAGAUGAUCAUGCAGUUCAUCACCAGAGAGAGCUGCUUGAUCCUGGCCGUCACACCAGCUAACACUGACCUGGCCAACUCCGAUGCCCUUAAACUGGCAAAGGACGUUGAUCCCCAGGGUCUGAGGACUAUCGGCGUCAUCACCAAGCUAGAUUUGAUGGACGAGGGCACGGACGCCCGAGAUGUGUUGGAGAACAAGCUGCUGCCGCUGCGCAGAGGUUAUAUUGGGGUGGUGAAUCGCAGUCAAAAGGACAUUGAUGGGAAGAAAGAUAUCAAGGCAGCCUUGGAAGGGGAGAGGAAGUUCUUCUUGUCCCACCCUGCGUACAGGCACAUGGCUGAAAAAAUGGGCACCCCGCGCCUGCAGAAAGUGCUCAACCAGCAACUGACCAACCACAUCCGGGACACGCUGCCAGCGUUCCGCAGCAAGCUGCAGUCCCAACUGUUGGCCCUGGACAAGGAGGCCGAAGAAUACCGGGGAUACCGACCUGAUGACCCGUCCCGCAAGACCAAGCAGCUGUUGCAGAUGGUGCAGCAGUUCUCUGUGGACUUUGAGAAGAGGAUUGAAGGGUCAGGAGACCAGGUGGACACAGUGGAGCUGUCCGGUGGAGCUAAAAUCAACCGCAUCUUUCAUGAGCGUUUCCCCUUUGAGCUGGUCAAGAUGGAGUGUGAUGAGAAGGAGAUGCGCCGAGAGAUCAGCUAUGCUAUAAAGAACAUCCAUGGUAUCAGGACUGGGCUGUUCACCCCAGACAUGGCAUUUGAGGCCAUUGUGAAGAAGCAGAUUGUUAAGCUUAAGGAGCCCUGCAUCAAGUGCGUGGACAUGGUCAUCCAGGAACUGAUUAACACCGUGCGCCAGUGCUCCAACAAGCUGGAGUGCUUCCCCAGGCUGCGCGAAGAAACCGAGAGAAUUGUGACCGCUCAUAUCCGGGACAGAGAGAGUCGGGCCAAAGACCAGGUUUUGCUGCUGAUUGAUGUUCAGCUCUCUUACAUCAACACUAACCACGAGGACUUCAUCGGCUUUGCUAAUGCACAGCAGAGGAGCAGUCAGACUAAUAAGAGCCAGAGUUCAGCAGGAAAUCAGGUCAUCCGCAAAGGCUGGCUGACCAUCAACAACAUCAGCAUCAUCAAGGGUGGAGCCAAAGAGUAUUGGUUUGUGCUGACCGCUGAGAGCCUGUCUUGGUUCAAGGACGAUGAGGAGAAGGAGAAGAAAUACAUGCUCCCCCUGGACAACCUGAAGGUCCGCGAUGUUGAGAAGAGUUUCAUGUCCAGCAAGCACAUAUUCUCCAUUUUCAAUACAGAGUCAAGGAAUGUGUACAAGGACAAUCGCACCCUGGAGUUGGCCUGUGACUCUCAGGACGAUGUGGACAGCUGGAAGUCCUCUCUCCUGCGUGCUGGGGUAUACCCUGAGAAGACUGCCACGGUUGAGAGUGAGACCUCCAACACCUCAGAGAACUUUUCCAUGGACCCUCAGCUGGAGCGUAAAGUGGAGACCAUCCGUAAUCUGGUGGAUUCCUACAUGGCGAUUGUCAACAAAUGCACGGACCUCAUGCCCAAGACCAUCAUGCACCUCAUGAUCAACAAUGUGAAGGACUUCAUCAAUGCGGAGCUGUUGGCUCAGUUGUACUCUGCAGGUGACCAGAACGCUCUGAUGGACGAAUCCCAGGAGCAGGCCCAGAGGAGGGACGAGGUUCUGAGGACCCACCACGCACUGAAGGAGGCCCUGGCCAUAAUUGGAGACAUAUCCACCACCACCAUCUCCACCCCACUGCCUCCGCCAGUCGACAACUCCUGGGUGGGCGGAUCCAGUGGUGGCCGCAGGUCUCCCCCACCCAGCCCCACUGCCCCCAGGAGGAUGUCCUCAGGCCAGCGUCCGGCUCCUAGAGGGGCCCCGCCACCCCCGAACCGCCCAGGACCCCUUGGGCCCUUCAAUAAUAGCGCGACAGCCCCCAGGCUCCCCAGCCGCCCCAACAGGGCCCCCCCUAGUAUCCCUAGUCGGCGGCCCCCACCAUCUCCUACAAGACAAGCCCCACCAUAAUCAUCUCAUGGGGUUCUUCAUAUCUCAUUGGCUUAGGCCUCCACUCACCUCUCACUCUCCCUCAUCCAUUCCCUCUCUCUUAGCCAUGGCUCUGCUACCCCCCAAUUUCUUCUUAGUGCAGACACUGAAGUCUUUACCCUCUGACCCUUGGUUUCCUGCCAGGUGACGAUGUCCAUAUAUCUAUGUACAGUAUGGUACUUGUCUUGUGGUGUACGUGUAUGUGCGCUUGUUGCUCGCCAUUCCCACUUGCUGCUUAUACAUAAAAAUACACUCAGCAGUGGCACUGCCCUACUCAUUCCAAAAUGCAGCAUGGCACAUAAGCUGCUUUUAUUGCAUGUGAGUGUGUGUAUGUAGAGUGUGUGUUUGUGUGUGUGUGUGUGCGUGUGUGUAUGUGUCUGGGGGGAGGGACUAAUUUGCCUAUAUGUAGGCUAAGUUUGUUUUAGUAUUGUAUUAUUUAUUGUACAUUGCCCCAUAAGUGUUCAUUAUCUGCUUGAUGUUCUCCUAGGAACAGAAGUUGUAUCUUAGUAUGUGUGUGUGUGUAUAUGCGUGUGUUGUGUGUGUAUGUGUGAGUCAUACUGUGCGUGUAUGAGUGUGCAAGGACAUGUGUGCAUGUGCCGUCUGUCUGCACGUUUGUUGGCGUUUCAGUUGUGUUUGUUUUCAUGGUCAAAGCUGUUAAUAAUGAAUCAUCAACCCUUGGGGGUAAUUUAAUGUUGGACUUUUUGUGAGUUGUUCCUGUGAUGUAGUAGCAGCCAUACACACAUAGCAAGGCUGAGGAGCACUUUCAGUAUUCUCUAUAUGGAAACAGCCUCAAUAAUGCGUUUAACCUUGUCAUAGGUGUCCACCUGUGCUGUAUCAAUGGUCAAAUUGUGACCCUCGCAGCCUUAAGCUCCGAUUCAGAUGCUGACCGGUAAGAUGGAUGGGAUUGCCACUUAAAAAUAAAUGUCAAUAAUGCUGAUUAACAUGGCAAAACACAAGUCCCUCUAUGAGCGAUCAAAGUACAAGCACUGAGACAUUUCCAUUUAGUCUUUUCCUCAGGUUUGAAACAUCCAUAUCCAUGCACAUCAAAAAACCAGCACUCUUUCCCCUCUACUGAAAUCCCCUGCUCUCUGUCCCCUCUUCAGUUCUCACUACCACUUCGGCCAGUCAGUCAGCAUCGGUGUCGGAGCUUAAGGUGGUAUUGUCAAUGUUCAAGUGCUCUCUGUCAGUUUGUUAUCGUGUACGUGGGCCUAAACUGUGUUCUGAUGUAUAUAGGUAAUGAUAAGGAGGUACUGUACCUGUGGACUAUAAUGACCUCAUCAAGGAUCUAGCGCUUUAAUUGUUCUCUACGUCUCUAUUCACUAAAUGCUCUCUUCUCUCUAAUUUAGAUUGCCUUAAUGGCAUGAAUAACAAUUCUGUAUUGCCAAAGCUAUUGUAGAAAGAGAAUUACAGUUAAAAUAUCCAGCUGAAGACAACAGCAACAACACCAACCAUGGUUCCUGUAGUAGUGAGAUGGCAUUGUUUAGCAGAGGGCAUAACGUUUAAUGGGGAAUUGCAUCAGUUGUUAUUUCUGUGUCUCUGUAUCGCUCCUCAAUAAACUUCUUCCUCAUACGUC
Messenger RNA from Myripristis murdjan (pinecone soldierfish), 4568 nucleotides. RefSeq names its product dynamin 3b (gene dnm3b). Gene Ontology annotation, biological process: synaptic vesicle budding from presynaptic endocytic zone membrane; receptor internalization. NCBI's taxonomy places the organism in Eukaryota, Metazoa, Chordata, Actinopteri, Holocentriformes, Holocentridae. The record is from RefSeq and is a predicted model, not a curated record. Gene Ontology annotation, cellular component: microtubule; synapse; cytoplasm. Gene Ontology annotation, molecular function: GTPase activity; microtubule binding; GTP binding.